AUGGGUGGGCAUGGCAGUAUGAACCCCAAUGCGCAGAUUACCACCCGUGACGCAGCAGGCAAUAUGGCCCGUGCGCGCUACCGCUGUCACAUCGAGUCAAGCGGUGGCAUGAAGCUGGAGAUGCUCGUGCGCGUGCAGAUGGGAUGGAUCUCGCCCCGGGUGGUCUUCUCGCAGAUCCCAUACGUAAUCCACCUCGGCAAAGGCAUCGACGUCAGCAUCCCUUUCGUGCUUCACUUCACCAUGGUCUCCCUGCUGGACGAGCACGGCGACAACACCGGCAGCUUCUUGUACUUCAGUGGGACCCCUAUGCUAGGCUUCUCUUCGGGCUUUAGCCGCAUCAAGGGAGGCAAGAUGGUGCUCAACCCCACCAAGGUGGUGGACCCGUACGUGGAGGUGUUCGACUUUAUCGGGCACGUUCACUAUCGUCAGAUGGGCUUCGUGCUCUUCAAAUGCCUUGGCUACCUGCUCUGCUUCCUGGCCUGCAUUCCCGCGACACAGCGCAUGCUGCAGUGCGUCCUGCCCGAUCCAUUCCACCGACACAGCGAAAAGCCCCUGUAA
Molecule: messenger RNA, 558 nt
Organism: Leishmania major strain Friedlin
Lineage: Eukaryota; Euglenozoa; Kinetoplastea; Trypanosomatida; Trypanosomatidae
Exons: 1
Coding region: 1-558 (185 amino acids)
Source: RefSeq, a predicted model, not a curated record